AUGUAUGAUCCUCAGGAGGAACGAACAGCUGUGGCAGAUCUUCAGGAGAAACCAAAAUCUGCCAAAAAUUUUCUGGAGGAACAAAAAGCUAUCUUACAUCAUCAGGAGAAACAAACAGCUGUGACAGAUCUUCAGGAGAAACCAAAAUCUGCCAAAAAUUUUCUGGAGGAACAAAAAGCUAUCUUACAUCAUCAGGAGAAACAAACAGCUGUGACAGAUCUUCAGGAGAAACCAAAAUCUGCCAAAAUUUUUCUGGAGGAACAAAAAGCUAUCUUACAUCAUCAGGAGAAACAAACAGCUGUGACAGAUCUUCAGGAGAAACCAAAAUCUGCCAAAAAUUUUCUGGAGGAACAAAAAGCUAUCUUACAUCAUCAGGAGAAACAAACAGCUGAGAAACAAACAGCUGUGACAGAUCUUCAGGAGAAACCAAAAUCUGCCAAAAAUUUUCUGGAGGAACAAAAAGCUAUCUUACAUCAUCAGGAGAAACAAACAGCUGUGACAGAUCUUCAGGAGAAACCAAAAUCUGCCAAAAAUUUUCUGGAGGAACAAAAAGCUAUCUUACAUCAUCAGGAGAAACAAACAGCUGUGACAGAUCUUCAGGAGAAACCAAAAUCUGCCAAAAAUUUUCUGGAGGAACAAAAAGCUAUCUUACAUCAUCAGGAGAAACAAACAGCUGUGACAGAUCUUCAGGAGAAACCAAAAUCUGCCAAAAAUUUUCUGGAGGAACAAAAAGCUAUCUUACAUCAUCAGGAGAAACAAACAGCUGUGACAGAUCUUCAGGAGAAACCAAAAUCUGCCAAAAAUUUUCUGGAGGAACAAAAAGCUAUCUUACAUCAUCAGGAGAAACAAACAGCUGUGACAGAUCUUCAGGAGAAACCAAAAUCUGCCAAAAUUUUUCUGGAGGAACAAAAAGCUAUCUUACAUCAUCAGGAGAAACAAACAGCUGUGACAGAUCUUCAGGAGAAACCAAAAUCUGCCAAAAAUCUUCAGGAGGAACUAAAAGCUAUGUUACAUCAUCGGGAGAAACAAACAGCUGUGACAGAUCUUCAGGAGAAACCAAAAUCUGCCAAAAAUCUUCAGGAGGAACUAAAAGCUAUGUUACAUCAUCAGGAGAAACAAACAGCUGUGACAGAUCUUCAGGAGGAACCAAAAGCUAUGUUACAUCAUCAGGAGAAACAAACAGCUGUGACAGGUUUUCAGGAGGAACGAAUAGCUCUGUCAGGUCUUUAA
This is a messenger RNA of Liolophura sinensis, 1230 nucleotides long. Its product is annotated as involucrin-like. NCBI's taxonomy places the organism in Eukaryota, Metazoa, Mollusca, Polyplacophora, Chitonida, Chitonidae. The record is from RefSeq and is a predicted model, not a curated record. The transcript is spliced from 2 exons. Bases 1 to 1230 code for a protein of 409 amino acids.